Molecule: messenger RNA, 2496 nt
Organism: Leucoraja erinaceus (little skate)
Lineage: Eukaryota; Metazoa; Chordata; Chondrichthyes; Rajiformes; Rajidae
Exons: 7
Coding region: 963-1841 (292 amino acids)
Source: RefSeq, a predicted model, not a curated record
UAAGAUCUUUGAUUGUGCGAGGUGGGUCAGGCGACGACGCAAAGCGGCGCUAUACAAUGCAGCAGGGAGCCGCGCACACAGGCAAAUAUCUUAUAGCUCUGCUGUAAGAUCUUUGCACACAGGUUCGUGUCGUCUUACUGUCGUGUUACUGAUGAGUUAAGGGAAGGUAUCCACAUGAGUGGGACGGCCGCGCCACAACCUGUCAAUGUCACACAUACAACCGGGAGUGUCCAGGAUCUCCGGCGUUACUGCCCAGUGUGUCGCUUAACUCAGGGGGAUUCAGCACAGACGUGCCCCGGACCUGGACCGCAAGUGAUGUGGUGCUCUAUCUGCAAGACCAUGGGUUUGCUGUGGCUGCUGACAGGCCUCUACACUGUGGAGCUGUACAGAGCAGCAACGUUAGCCACUGUGGGAUCCAACACCACCGUCCCUGUGGGUGGAACGGUGAGAUUCCUCUAGGAUCUUUGGGCUGAAGCAGCUGGUGGCAGCGGCACCGGAAGUGCAGAAUGGGCCACCGGAAGUACACAUCCCUUCUUCAGUCUGAUGCUGCGUCUCGAGGCGAACCAUGUGACCAAUCUGUAGCGGAAAUGUUUACAGCAAUGAAGCGGAAAUGUUUUAUUGUCAACGCUCCACAACAGGAAACCACAAUACAUGAGGAGUUGAUUUCUUUCGCUCCAGAGAUGCUGUUGCACCCGCUGAGUUUCUCCAGCUUUUAUGUUGACCUUCGAUCUUUCAACAUCUGCAGUUCCUUCUUAAACAAUAUAUGAGCAUUAAUCGGUGGAGCAGAAUGACAAUCUGUCAAGUUCCAGAGAUGUGACGGGCGAGGAAGUCACACACACACAAGAUCCUAUUCACAUACAACACAGAGAGUGUCCAGGUUGCUUGUCCGUUGUUACUGCCCAGUGUGUCGCUUCACUCAGGGGGAUUCAGCACAGACGUGACCCGGACCUGGACCGCAAGUGAUGUGGUGCUCUAUCUGCAAGACCAUGGGUUUGCUGUGGCUGCUGACAGGCCUCUACACUGUGGAGCUGUACAGAGCAGGAACGGUAGCCACUGUGGGAUCCAUCACCACCGUCCCUGUGGGUGGAACGGUGAGAUUCCCUCUCCUACACCACAGCCAGGAGAUGGUCGAGGUGGUGAUGAUGCGGAUCGAUCCCUAUAUUGGAAUCCUGGCCUGGAAGUCGAACAGCCCGGAGUUUCCGCACUGGAUCAACUCGUCCUACAGGGACAGGGUCCACUUCCGACGGGACGCCUUCAUCGAGCUGCGGGCCGUGGGGCCGGGUGACCAGGGGACGUACGAGGUGCAGACAAUCUACUAUGGGAGUGAGAUGUGGAAACGUGACCGUUUUAUGCUGCGAGUGGUUGAGCCGAUGUCCACACCGACCGUGGAGGUGAGCUGCAACUCGUCGCAUCUCACGCUGAACUGUUCCACCGUCAGCGGCUGCCUGGUCACCUACCGGUGGGAGCAGCGAUCGCAGGAUCCCGGCGUGGAGAACGUCACCUUCCCCGGAGCCGUGCUCUACCUGUCCAACACGGGGCAACUCAACUACACCUACACCUGUGUCACAGAAGAUUGCUGCAGCAGCCACGCAGUCCCUGCAACUCUGCAAUGCAACAACCUGCCCAGAGGGUCUAGGAAUCAUUGGAUGCUCAUUCCCGCCAUGUUGCUUCCCGCUGUAGCCGCCACGCUGGGCAUCUGGACAUCGUAUCGCCACAGAAAUCCUGGAAAGUGUCUUGAGUGUCUUACUCAACAUUUACCCCCCCCUCCUGCCCCGUUUCAUCAGGCAACAGAACCAUUCCACCACAACCAGAGAGCAAUGAUGACCACGCACUAUCCUUGAUCGCACUUUACCUUGCACUAAACGUUGCACUAUAAAUGGGCUGAUUGUAUCUUUCCACUGACUUGUUGGCACCUCUGUACACGUGACAAUGAACUACACUGUUGCCAGGAGAGUUGCGGGCAGGGGCAGAGUGCAGACGUGGGAGUGCGGGAAGAUGACGGAGAACUUACCAACAUAACAUCGACCUCAAUGUGAACAAGACCCCGACCUACUUGAUGCCACGAGUACCUACGCCCUCGUGACGACUAUGCUGCGAGUAUGAGUCAAGGGCAAACUCGGCAGUGGUUGUGAAGUUUAUAAUUAUUUAUAUUAAAUAUAUUUUGAACUAAUCAUCCUUAAUUUGAAUGUUUCUUUGUUUACUGCCAGCCUUCAUGAUGCUUUAAUAACCUUUUAAUUUUUAUUUUCUUGUUUUGUAUUGAAUGUACUAAUUUGCUGUUGUGUCUUUUAAUUGUUUUUAUAUAAUGUAAAUACUGGUUCUGUUCUGUUGUUUUUUGUACAAUCCUGCAAGUGUUGCCACUUUCAUUUCACUUGCCUUGAAUUACACUAUAUUAAUAUUAUUAUUUUUUAUAAAACCCUUCUCGUACAGUAAACCCAAAAUGUUUAAGCAAUGUGGACUAAGCCACAUUGUUACUAAGUACUAAGUUACAGAGAAAGG